CUUCUCUUUAUAAGCCCGCAGUGCCCGGAUGUGAAUGGAUUACAAUGUAUCUUUCAGGGAAACCUAUUAUUAUCAAUGUGACUCCACGGGGGAGUCCAUGGUGAUGAUGAUGAUGAGGAGGAUGAUGAUGAGGAGACACCUCUAAACUUGGAACAAGUUUAAGACUUUAUAAGAGGAGAAGAGAAAAAAAAAACCCACCACAAGAUUUGUUUGAGGAAAAAUUAUAACUAGCUGUGCUAUUUUUUUUGGUAUAAACAAUAAGAAAAAGUUACUGGAUUUUUUUUUAAAGGAUUUAUUUUUGGGGGAGGGGAUUUUGUUGCAGUUUUACAGUGGAACAUGCCAAAACCAGAGCCAGGUGCAUAAUCUUGUAAUUUGUGGAAUAUCCCUGGACCAAGACUGAGUACCAGUUAAAGUACUUUUUUUUGGGGAUACACAUGUGAGAUCCUAAAUACUUGCAGAAGAUUUUUGUGUCUCUUUUUUAAAAAAAAGUCUCUUUCCUUGGAAUAUUGUGAGCAUAUUUGUGGCCAUUUAAGAUGUUUUCACCUCCUGUGAGCAGUGGGAAAAAUGGACCAACUUCUUUGGCAAGUGGACAUUUUACUGGCUCAAAUGUGGAAGACAGAAGUAGCUCAGGGUCCUGGGGGAAUGGAGGACAUCCAAGCCCAUCCAGGAACUAUGGAGAUGGGACUCCUUAUGAUCACAUGACCAGCAGGGACCUUGGGUCACAUGACAAUCUCUCUCCACCCUUUGUCAAUUCCAGAAUACAAAGUAAAACGGAAAGGGGCUCCUACUCGUCUUAUGGGAGAGAGUCAAACUUGCAGGGUUGCCACCAGCAGAGUCUCCUUGGAGGUGACAUGGAUAUGGGCAACCCAGGAACCCUGUCGCCCACCAAGCCUGGCUCCCAGUACUAUCAGUAUUCUAGCAAUAAUCCCCGAAGAAGACCUCUUCAUAGUAGUGCCAUGGAGGUACAGACAAAGAAAGUUCGAAAAGUUCCUCCAGGUUUGCCCUCUUCAGUUUAUGCCCCAUCAGCAAGCACUGCCGACUAUAAUAGAGACUCGCCGGGUUAUCCCUCCUCAAAACCAGCAGCCAGCACUUUCCCUAGCUCCUUCUUCAUGCAAGAUGGCCAUCACAGCAGUGACCCUUGGAGCUCCUCCAGUGGGAUGAAUCAGCCUGGCUACGGAGGAAUGUUGGGCAAUUCUUCUCAUAUUCCACAGUCUAGCAGCUACUGCAGCCUGCAUCCACACGAACGUUUGACCUAUCCAUCACACUCCUCAGCAGACAUCAAUUCCAGUCUUCCUCCAAUGUCCACUUUCCAUCGCAGUGGUACAAACCACUACAGUACCGCUUCCUGCACACCACCUGCUAACGGGACAGAGAGUAUUAUGGCCAAUCGGGGGAGUGGCGCAGCGGGCGGCUCACAGACUGGAGAUGCUCUGGGGAAGGCACUGGCUUCGAUCUAUUCUCCAGAUCAUACUAACAACAGCUUUUCAUCCAACCCUUCAACUCCUGUUGGCUCUCCUCCUUCACUCUCAGCAGGCACAGCUGUUUGGUCCAGAAACGGAGGACAGGCCUCAUCAUCUCCUAAUUACGAAGGACCCUUACAUUCUUUGCAAAGCAGAAUCGAAGACCGCUUAGAGAGACUGGACGAUGCUAUCCAUGUUCUCCGGAAUCAUGCUGUGGGUCCUUCCACAGCAAUGCCUGGUGGUCAUGGGGACAUGCAUGGAAUCAUCGGACCGUCUCAUAAUGGAGCGAUGGGCGGUCUGGGCUCAGGGUAUGGAACUGGUCUUCUAUCAGCCAACCGACAUUCACUCAUGGUGGGGGCCCAUCGUGAAGACGGCGUGGCCCUAAGAGGCAGCCAUUCUCUUGUGCCAAACCAGGUUCCUGUUCCACAGCUGCCUGUCCAGUCUGCGACUUCCCCCGACCUGAACCCAACACAGGAUCCUUACAGAGGCAUGCCACCAGGGCUCCAGGGACAGAGUGUCUCCUCUGGCAGCUCGGAGAUCAAAUCUGACGACGAGGGUGACGAGAACCUGCAGGACACGAAAUCUUCCGAGGACAAGAAAUUAGAUGACGACAAGAAGGAUAUCAAAUCAAUUACUAGGUCAAGAUCUAGCAAUAACGACGACGAGGACCUGACGCCAGAGCAGAAGGCCGAGCGGGAGAAGGAGCGGAGGAUGGCCAACAACGCCCGCGAGCGCCUGCGUGUCCGCGACAUCAACGAGGCCUUCAAGGAGCUCGGCCGCAUGGUGCAGCUGCACCUCAAGAGUGACAAGCCCCAGACCAAGCUCCUCAUCCUCCACCAGGCUGUGGCCGUCAUCCUCAGCCUGGAGCAGCAAGUGCGAGAAAGGAAUCUGAAUCCGAAAGCCGCGUGUCUGAAAAGGAGGGAGGAAGAGAAGGUGUCCUCGGAGCCGCCCCCUCUCUCAUUGGCAGGCCCGCACCCCGGGAUGGGCGACGCAUCGAAUCACAUGGGACAGAUGUGAAAGGGUCCAAGUUGCCACAUUGCUUCAUUAAAACAAGAGACCACUUCCUUAACAGCUGUAUUAUCUUAAACCCACAUAAACACUUCUCCUUACCCCUUUUUUUGUAAUAUAAGACAAGUCUGAGUAGUUAUGAAUCACAGACGCAAGAGGUUUCAGCAUUCCCAAUUAUCAGAAAACAGAAAAAACAGACAAAAAAAAGAGGAAAGAAAAAGUGCACCUUGCGGGGCGGUGACACUCUCUUUAACAUAUCACUCAGAACACGCAAAGCAGUAAGUGCUGGCUGCGGCCCAGCCCGGAGACUGAAUGGCAAUCUCUCCACACUGUGGAACAAUGCAUUUGUGCCUAAACUUCUUUUGGA
Molecule: messenger RNA, 2835 nt
Organism: Elephantulus edwardii (Cape elephant shrew)
Lineage: Eukaryota; Metazoa; Chordata; Mammalia; Macroscelidea; Macroscelididae
Gene: TCF4
Product: transcription factor 4
Exons: 19
Coding region: 534-2477 (647 amino acids)
Biological process (GO): regulation of transcription by RNA polymerase II
Cellular component (GO): transcription regulator complex
Molecular function (GO): DNA-binding transcription factor activity, RNA polymerase II-specific; RNA polymerase II cis-regulatory region sequence-specific DNA binding; protein dimerization activity
Source: RefSeq, a predicted model, not a curated record